This is a messenger RNA of Parasteatoda tepidariorum (common house spider), 1608 nucleotides long. RefSeq names its product proton-coupled folate transporter. Gene Ontology annotation, molecular function: transmembrane transporter activity. Gene Ontology annotation, biological process: transmembrane transport. Gene Ontology annotation, cellular component: membrane. NCBI's taxonomy places the organism in Eukaryota, Metazoa, Arthropoda, Arachnida, Araneae, Theridiidae. The record is from RefSeq and is a predicted model, not a curated record.
AGAAAAUUGCCACCGCAAAUUCUACUUCAUUACUCAUUCAAAAGGAAGAAAAAAUCAAUUUAUGCCAAGCAAAUGGAGAAGUCUCCGAAAACUUUUUCGAAUCGUAUUGUUUGCCUAUUGAGGGAAACAACGGUGGAACCAUUCAUAUUCUUUACAGCGCUUGGACUCUUUACAACCAUGUUACCCCUUCAGUCUCUUCUGAUGGACAGGGCAUGUCGAAACAUGUUGAUGUACAAUGAGACCAUCUGUGACGAACUAGAUCAUCACAAGGAGGUACAAGAGAAAAGCAUUGAAAUUGGAAACAACGUAUAUACAUGGGUUAUGCUUACUACCAGUUUGCCAUCAUGCGUCAUAGCUGUCUUUGUUGGCCCAUGGAGCGACAAAUAUUCUAGGAAAAUACCACUGAUUAUAGGAGUGAGCGGUCUUCUGACUGAGAGUAUAGUGAUGCUGCUUCUGACCUUCAGUCAGGGGGCGCCACCUACUGUUUAUAUAGGAGUGGCGGCCAUAUCUGGUGUGAGUGGGGGCAUACUUGUCUGCUUUUCUAUAUCGAACAGCUACUUAUCUGACGUCACUGAUGAAAGGUCGCGGCCAACUCGUUACGCCAUUAUGAGUUGUUGUCUGAUAGCAGCUACUGUUUUGGGCAACGUGAUUGGUGGUCAACUUUUUGCAUCGUAUGGAUACGUGGCUGUAUUAAGUAUUUCUCCUUGCUUCUACGUGUGUGCUCUCAUUUACGCUGUCUUAGCUCUGAAGGAAACAAUUACCCCUCAUGAAAAAAACAGACUUGGCAUUUUGUUCGAUUUCUUUACGUUUGAAAACAUCAAGGAGAGCUAUCGUACAUGUGUCAGAAAGAGAAGCGGCAAUUUAAGGCUUCAAAUAUGGCUGCUAAUAUUUGUGGAUACCUGCUCUAAAUUUGUCGAGUUAGGCAACAUGGGUAUACAGUUUGCCUUUCUGAAACACGUGUUUAAAAUGGGAGUGGAAGAUUCAUCGAAUGCAAACAUAAUAUUCUCUGUUUGUAAUGCUCUUGGAACUAUUCUAGUAGUCCCUAUCCUCAUUGAAAAACUUCGACUCCACGAAGCAGCCCUCGGACUCAUAGGAAUUCUCUCAUUCAUGUCUAGAAUGGUGCUCACAUCUGUAUCAGAUUCACCUACAUUCUUCUAUUUAGCAAUGGUGAGUGGUUCUUUAUUCAAUUGUUCAACGAUAGCCGUAUCUUCAAGAUUAUCAAAACUAGUCAAUAAAGAAGAACUAGGAAAAGCUUUUUCAUUACUCUGGAUGUUUUCUACUCUGGCACCGAUGCUUGGAACGGCAGUGUUCCUUCAGAUUUACAACGCUUCUCUAAAUUCAUUUCCUGGAUUAGUGUUUGUUUUAGCUUCUAUUUUUCUAUGUCCCAGUGCCAUUGUUUUCGGGUGGAUGAUGAAGUUGCCAACGAUAUCUGUCGGAGAAUUUGCAAGAGAAGAAAAAGUAGAAAACACUCUAACUGCUUUUUAAGUGUUGCCAUCAUAUUAGUAAAAAUGUUGGAAUUAGUAGCACAGAUUCGGAUGUUAAAAGUGAACCUACUUCGCUACAUUGCAUUAUUGUAUUCAGUGUACGGAAUAAAAUCAUUUAAAUCAA